This is a messenger RNA of Ostrea edulis (European flat oyster), 3348 nucleotides long. RefSeq names its product glycosyltransferase-like domain-containing protein 1. Bases 1669 to 2976 code for a protein of 435 amino acids. The transcript is spliced from 10 exons. The record is from RefSeq and is a predicted model, not a curated record. NCBI's taxonomy places the organism in Eukaryota, Metazoa, Mollusca, Bivalvia, Ostreida, Ostreidae. Gene Ontology annotation, molecular function: glycosyltransferase activity.
AACAGCUUAUAGACUUGAUUUACAGGACAGUCCCAGACUGUCACUUAGUAACCAUGUCAGCCAAAAAAUGGCAUUGGCGAUCCCGAGUCGCUGCCCUUCACUUGGCCCAAAGCAUUCCCGUCUCCAAAAACUACAGCAAUUACAGUUUCGUGUUACUAUCCGUUUCCUUGUGACCAUGCAAUCACUGAAAAAAGCGAGGUGUAAAACAUUUCUGUGAUCGUAACCAAGGUGAAGUGGUUUAAAAAUAGCAAAACCCCGCAAAAGAGGGUGAUCUAAGACCACUUGCUUGCAGGUGUUUGGAAAUUCCUUCGGUCCAUCUACAAAAGCAGUCCUGUGGGGAUCUGUGUUAGAAUAGAUCCUCAGUACCCCUUGCUUGUCAUAAGAGGUGACUAAAUGGGGCGGUCCUUCAGAUGAAACCACAAAAACUGACAGAGGCUCUGUGUCACAGCAGGUGUGGCAUAUAAAGAUCCUUCCCUGCUCAGAGGCCGUAAGCCUAAAGUUUGCAGCCCUUCACCGGCAAUGGUGACAUCUCCAUAUGAGGGAAAAUUUCUGGAGCGGGACAUUAAAGAAUGUACAAUCAAUCAUCUAUGAAAGGAAGUACAUCUACGUACAUGUGUGUCCGUUGUAAUCUUUAUAAUGUGUUUCUCUUGCUCUCAUGUUGGCUGAAAUGACUGAACACAAAUGUCAUAUAUAUGUAGAUUGAAACAAAAGUACACAAAGAUUGGGAAUCGCUUCACAAAUAGAAUGGAAGUUUGAACAUGUCAAAUUUCUUGAAUGAUGUGAGGAUUCCUUUUAGAUGGAAAUAACAAGAAAGUACAUGUAUGUGAAAUUAUCGCCCACAUGAUUAAAAAUUAGUAAUGGAAAGACUAAUUUAUGAGAUAAGAAAUUUCUUCAUGUGGAAUUUUUGCAUAUUCUAUUGACAAUUAUUUAUUUUGUUAUUCAUAUUCAUUUAAAAUUUUUAAUGCAGAAAGAUACAAUCUCAGUGAUAUAUUCAUAUGUUUUUGAUAAGGUUACAUGUAGUUACAUGUUCCUCAUUUUUUAAUGUAAAAAUAGUGUAAAAGAAAAUCUUCCUGGCAAAUGCAAAAUCUUACUUACAAAUCCAAUCACAAAUACUGAGCACAGAUCUGUUAUUAAUAAUCUGCCUUCAAGAUCAAGAAUUUCUUUAUCUUCUGAGUUGAGUAGCCAAAAUAGUUUUUGUUCAUUAUCUAAAACAGAAAAUUUUGGAUAUUUUUUGCCAAUAAAUUUAAAUGUUUAUUUUCUUUCAUUGUCAUAUUUUUCACAUGUUAUCAAAAAAUGUAUUUCAUCUUAAGAUGAGAUGAGAUUCUUAAUUUCCAAAUCUAAGUUAGGUUACUUAAUCAUAGAUAGAUCUUGGUGAAGAUCUACAGAUUUCCUUACAUUUUCAUGCCUAGACUUUUAAGAAUAAUGUAGUAAUAAGGUACCUUCAUUGUUGAAAUUUACAGGGUUCUUUUCUGCAGCAGUGUUCUAAAUUUAGCUGAGCUAAUAGCUCUUCGUCAGGACUUGGCUCCACUUAAGAAAAUUAUUUAUUUUCAUGAAAAUCAACUUAUCUACCCAGUGAGAGAUAAGAAAGAAAGAGAUGUUCAGCAUGGAUAUAACCAAAUACUGUCCAGUUUAGUCGCAGACAGAGUUAUUUUCAACUCACAUUACAACAUGGAAUCAUUUCUGUCUUCAAUAGACCAAUUCCUGCACAUCCUUCCAGACUAUCGACCAAAAAAUCUGGCCAAUCAGAUCCGACCAAAGUGUCAGGUUAUCUACUUCCCUGUAGAAGAAACAGGUGUGUUGCCGGUUAAUCAAGACUCACAACCAACACUAUCCAAUCCAAAGAGUAACUCAGAAACACAGAGAUUAACAGCCAAUCACAGCACAGACUCACAAUCAACACUAUCCAAUCAGAACAGUCACUCAGAAACACAGAAAUUAACAGCCAAUCACAGCACAGACUCACAAUCAACACUAUCCAAUCAGAACAGUCACUCAGAAACACAGAAAUUAACAGCCAAUCACAGCACAGACUCACAAUCAACACUAUCCAACCAGAACAGUCACUCAGAAACACAGAAAUUAACAGCCAAUCACAGCACAGACUCGCAAUCAAUGCUAUCCAAUCAGAACAGUCACUCAGAAAGACAGAGAUUAACAGCCAAUCACAGCACAGAUUCUGAGAGAGUACCAGCCAGUCAGAUUCGUUCCUUAGAAAAUGAAAAAUUAGCAGCAAAGCAAAAUGAAAAUCAGAUUCAAGACUUGGUAAACCCAUUUGCUGUGCCACACCAAAAGCGUAGCAUCCCUGAGGGACAAGGAAGUGUUCCAAGACACAAAUUGCCUGACCAGUUAGAGUCACCACUGCAUAUUGUAUGGGCUCACAGAUGGGAACAUGACAAAGGACCCGAGUUAUUUUUUGACACCAUAAAAAGUUUGCACAAAGAGGGAUGUCAAUUCAAGCUAUCUGUCCUAGGAGAGCAAUUUACAGACAAUCUAGAAGUCUUUGAGACAUCACGGCCAUUCCUGGAGAAUCACAUCGUAAAUUGGGGGUAUCUACCUAGUAAGUCGAAGUUUCUUCGCGUCCUAGAAAGUGCUGAUGUUGCAGUAUCUACAGCCUUACAUGAAUUCUUCGGAGUCUCCAUGCUGGAAGCUGUGCAAAUGCAGUGCUACCCAUUGUGUCCAAAUCGCCUGGUCUAUCCUGAAAUAUACCCAAAGCAGUAUUUAUACAACACAGAAAAACAACUACUGAAGACAUUGAAAAGAUUUUGUCGUCAUCCAAAACUGGUCCGAGAACACAAAGUACAGGUAGAUAUUUCCAAGUUUUCAUGGAAGGAGAGAAGGAUGGAGUUUCUGGAUUUGUUUUAUACAGUCAAACCUCAUUACCUCAAACUUGAUGGAUCCAAGAAAAUACUUCGAGAUACCCAACGAUUCAAGAUAUCAAGGGUAAAUGCUGAAAGAAUAAGUGGUUUAGAAUUGUAAAUCACUUCGACAUAUCAUGGUAUUUGAGAUAUCGGUGUUCGAGAUACUGAAGUUCAACUGUAGAUGCCAUUAAACAGUCAUUCUCCUCUACAUAUUGAUUGUUUUAAGUCAAUAGCUCAUCUGUAUUAUCACUAUCAUGGUGUGUCAUAUUUACUUUUAAAUAUACUGUGGUUUCAUCUUAUUUCAUCGGGCACCAAUUUUCGAGGUAAUCAAUAAAGUAAAAUUUUGCUUGUGAAGGAAGAAUUAGAGUGACUUUCCAUGAAAUUCCAUAUCAACAAAAUCAUUUUUGGAAAAUAUCACUAAUCCACGAAAUUUUAUAUGAUCAAAAUUUGAUGAAACGGUAGUAUGUAAAUAAUAAAUGAUAUAGAACUU